This is a messenger RNA of Magnusiomyces paraingens, 3105 nucleotides long. RefSeq lists its product as uncharacterized. Bases 1 to 3105 code for a protein of 1034 amino acids. NCBI's taxonomy places the organism in Eukaryota, Fungi, Ascomycota, Dipodascomycetes, Dipodascales, Dipodascaceae. The transcript has a single exon. The record is from RefSeq and is a predicted model, not a curated record.
AUGGCUUACGCACCUACCAACCAAAAGGAGCUCGAAAAGACCUCCAAGAAACUUCAAAAAACAAUGUACAAUGCCAAGCAUGGUGAGCGCGUUUGGAGAAAUAUGGAACCCUUUGAAAACGUUCGUUUUUGGAUCGACGCAGACAAUGUGGUUUUGAAGGAAAUGAACCGCAUUCUCAAAAAGGAAUCUGACACUCUUGUGGCCUUGAAACUCUUGGGCUGCAACUUAUUUGCCAAUCGCCCUGAAGACGAGCCGAACCCUUUCUAUCGCUUUGAAUACAAAAACUAUGAAACUUUUUUGUAUGGCUACAUUCCUGAAGAGAAUGUUGAAAAUUCAGAUGAUGAUGAUGAUGAUGAUGAUGAUGAUGAUGAUGAUGAUGAUGAUGAAGAAGCAUCAUCAAUAUUGAGUCGGUCAAUUAAAAGACGUAAGAGACUGGUGAGAAAGGUCACAUCUCCCAGUAGAGAUGAGGUAUACAUCAAGAGCCUCCAAAAUAAGAAGAUUCCUAAGGCAAAGGUUGACAAUGAACCAGUUAUUAUUCGUCGGACUUCCACUAUCGCUAUGGAUAUUGUUAAGCAAGUUAGCCAGGCUCUCCCAGAAAAUAUGUCAAUUGACUUUACUUACAAUGCUCCAGAAAGCAAGUACCAGAGCCCUGAUAUCUAUCUUUUCACUUUGAACACCACGUAUCUCUCUCCUAACAGUGAUGAUACGAAUAUCUAUAAGUACGAUAUCAUGGCAAUGUAUCAAGCAUCAAGCAAUACUUUGCCUCAUCUCAAUGAUAACAAUUUUGUCAAAUCAUUGGUUAGUCCUUCUAACAACAAUGAAAAGUUUGGUGUUCAAAUGAUUCGACAGUUGGUAAACUAUAUGACAAUGCAUGAUAUUUGCUUUGGUAUUAUUGCUAACACUCAGUACGUCCGCUUAAUUGCAAAGACCAUUGACAGUCAUUCUGAUAGUGAUGGUAAAGGUGGUGGCGCCAUUUGGGUAUCCCGAAGCAUGCCCCGCGAUUCUAUUUUUCCCAGUUGCGGUGUUCAAGUGUGUUCCAUUAUUGGAUACAUCACCAUGUUUAUUUCCAUCAUUAUUCGUGGCGAUGACAUGUCUCCUGAGUGGCCUGGAAAACAUGUACCCAUUUUACCAACCUCUGAGUGUGAACAGAUUGAAGAAGAAUUUUUAAAGCUUCAUAACGAUGUGUCUUUUGCAAAACAUUUUUUUUCAGAUCAUAUGCUGGCAAAUAUGGAAGCUAAUGGCAACAAUUACGAGCUGGAAGACCUGCCCAACCUUGAUCUUAUCGAUUCGAUUUCUAAAAAUAAAAGCGCCUGGAGUAAUCUUGAUGUUGAUGUCGACAUUAUUGAGGCAUACACUUUUGCCCAACAUAUUUUCAACUUGGUGAUUGUGGACGAUUUUGAUAAAGAGCCCUCUUUUUACGCUCCAGUAGAAGGUGAGGAAGCCGAAAGAGCUGCCUCUAUAUUGAAGGAUGAAGAAAUCUCAGAUUACCUUAAAGCUACAGAGAUUUACUCCAAUGCUACCACUUGUGCCAAAUGGAAAACCACUAAACCCGAUUUUGAACCAUUUUUGUAUGACGAUAAAAUUGAGUGUGAAAUUGACCUCACUAGUGCCAACAGUCAAAACCUAGACUCAAGCAGCAAUAAUAUGUCUGAACCUUCAAGUGUAAUUAUGGGUUUGGAAGAAACAAAUGGCUCGCAAGAUACCUUUGACAACUAUAGGGAUUUUGAUUAUGAAUUUGUCAAUACUACCACUGAAGAGGAGGAUGAAGAGAUGGUAAAGAAUCUAGGACUUAUUGCAAUUGACAAACCAGAAAAUAAGGAGCAAGGCGUGACUUACACUACUCCUUCGAGGUCUCUUGGUCCUAGCGCUUCUGAAGUCGUUAGCAGAGUUAUUGAGCACAAGAAAAAUCACUCUCUAAAGUUUACACGGUCUGAUCUAGGUGGGAAUGACAAUAGCGUACAGGAGGAAGACGUGGCUCAAAGUAUCUCUUGUUUUGACAUUGUUCCAGAAGUUAUUCUUAAUGCGGAGGUGGAUGAUUAUAAGAAGAAUGGGAUGGAGUUAAUGCUUACUUUGUGCCGCAGUCGCAGAUCUGAAUGGUUUGGGGUGACCAGAAAUCAAAAGAUUGUCCGAAACAAGACAUAUAUGCCUGGAUACUUGAAUAUUUUUGACGGUUCUUCCAAUGUCAAGUCUUAUGAAGUCAUCAUUCGCAACAGUGAGUAUGGAUAUAUGCCUGAGAGCAGCAACAGAAGCAAAGACUUUAUGUACCAUGAAAUUCUUAUCUUCAAGUACUUGUACGAGCAACAAGUAAACUUGAGCAUUAUUCCAGACAUUUUUGUUUUUGGAGAUACUUGGCAGACAAAUAAGAUGCUUGUGAUGAAACCGUGGGGCAGAAAGAUGACUGCUAAUGACAUUUGCAAUGACCGUGAUGGUUCUUUGACAAGACAGAUGAUAGAGAUUGUGGAAAAGCUUCUAUUUCAAAAGGUUGCUUUGGGCCGAAUCCGAAUUGAGAACUUUGCUGUCGAUCCUACUGGUCAUGUUCGCAUUGUGGAGAUGCUCGAUGCCUUUAUUUUUGACGAAGAAUACGAGAAACCAGUGAGAAGUCGAGAGUUGGCUACACUUGAUAUGGCCAUUGCUGAUGCAAACAACAAUGCAAGCAUUGAAGAUAUGGUUGGGAUUUUGAUUAAGAGCGAGGAGGAAAUUGGUAGAAUUAAAGCAGAGAUUGAGGCCAAACUUUUGGCAGAGGCAGAGGCAAAGGCAGUAGCUGCUGCUGCAGAAGCAGCAGCAGCUGGAUCAACUGGGGUUACUGCUGAAAGACAGGAGAGCCAUGACGAAAUGCUUGGAAAUGAGUCGACUAUUUACUCAUUUGAUGAUGAUGUUUCUAGUUUGGGAUUUAGCUGGAUGACCGAUCCCACUGCUUUUAAUGAGACCACUAUGGUUUCUAGUGAAGGAAGCGGGAGCAUUGUUGGGAGUACCCAAAGUAGGGGACAGAACAAUCAGCAAGCAGUUCGUCCGCAAGGAAAGUUGAGAUGGUUUUUGAGUAAAGUCAUUUUGAAGCGGAAGUCUAACCAGGGACUGGUGACUGGACAGGUUAACCUGAGUGCUUAA